Messenger RNA from Racocetra fulgida, 1101 nucleotides. NCBI's taxonomy places the organism in Eukaryota, Fungi, Glomeromycota, Glomeromycetes, Diversisporales, Gigasporaceae. The record is from the annotation of a GenBank genome assembly.
AUGGCCGAAUUUCCGGAAAAAAAGAGGCCCGUGAGCUUCAAGGAAUAUCUUAAAGGACAACGGUCCACUCCUGACCCCAAUGCCCUUUUUAUCACCAAGAGCUUUCUUCGUCUCAAAAGCUUCGUUGAUGGAAAGGUUGCCGAACUUGGCAAGGAGAGAAUUUUUAUGCUGUUUUAUUACGAACCAGCCGAAAACCGCACCUACAUCGCACCCUACCUAUACCUAUCUGGUAAUAGUACACGCAUUAUGACUCACGACGGCCUCAUGUCGAUGAGCAUGUUAUCCAUACACUCCUACGAAAACAAUCAAGUUUUUACUGACUACGUCGGACGAGCAUUAACCGUUGCUGACCGAAUUGUUUUUGUUGAAAAGACCAAUCAAAUUGACAACAGAUGCUUUGCAAUACUUCAUGACGGCUUCGAGAGCCGUUUUUGCACGGCACACUUAAACAAUGACAAUCAGCUUGAUGACCUCAAAUUUAUACUAGCUGGUGGUCAUUCUAACGACAUGACGAUCUCGAGCAAGUUGCAAACAAAAAAUAAACUAAUAGACGCUGCUGAACGCGAAGGUAUCAUUGAUUCAAGUAGGGCAGGUCAACUCAGAUCAAACUUACCCUACAAACCUGACUUUACAAAUCAGGAAAUUUUCGAGCUUAAAAAACGACAUACCCCCAUCACCAAGGUCGUGUUGCACGAACACGCCCCCUAUUUAAACCAUUACUACCUAGAAAGACUCAAGCUUGCAGAGGAAAGGGAGAAAUUUAUCCCCAAUCUUGGAUACACCGCACAAUUUGAUGACACAAAACCUUUCACCUCCGUAUUCCCCCACCACUCCAACAAGGAUGAGAACCACUUUGAUGAAGCUUUAUAUAUUGAAAAAAUUGCUGAAAACGCUAACAAAAGGCUUCACAAGUCAUUGGCCACUUUGCUCAAUAUAACUGACCGCGCUGAAACCUACUGGCCCGACAAUUUUGCUGAAAUCUUCAUCAAGAGUCAAGUCCUGAAAAAACUUGAAAAGAUGUGGAGCAGCGCAAAAGCUGGUCAAACUCUCGCGUCAUUGCAUGAGUUCGCCAUUUACAUGAUCGGCCCUGUUGUUAGAAUG